Messenger RNA from Ornithodoros turicata, 3613 nucleotides. RefSeq names its product phosphatidylcholine:ceramide cholinephosphotransferase 2-like. The transcript is spliced from 8 exons. Gene Ontology annotation, molecular function: ceramide cholinephosphotransferase activity; sphingomyelin synthase activity. Gene Ontology annotation, cellular component: plasma membrane; Golgi membrane; endoplasmic reticulum membrane. NCBI's taxonomy places the organism in Eukaryota, Metazoa, Arthropoda, Arachnida, Ixodida, Argasidae. Gene Ontology annotation, biological process: ceramide biosynthetic process; sphingomyelin biosynthetic process. The coding region runs from base 410 to 1480 and encodes 356 amino acids. The record is from RefSeq and is a predicted model, not a curated record.
AACUUCAGUUUGUGUCGGAGAAGGAGAUCGCACUUUGUGCAGCCACGUUGGAAGCGUUGAACUGACAGCGAAAUAUCGUGUUUCAAGGAACCUAGUACUGUCAAAUGUCCGCUUAAAUUACCUGCUUCUGUGCUGCGGAUCAUCACCGCUGUGUAGCAGGUUUCUUGUGUGCCACUGUUGAGUGUUUCGUCGCUGUUGUGUCCCCGACUGUCUGGCUGUGGUUGCUCGUAUGUGAUACUCCAGGAAGAAACAAAGCUCGCUUGUUGAUUCAACUGCGGAUAGUGAUCAAUAUGCGGUACUUGUAACAAAGAGGGAAGAGGCUUUCUUCAAGAGGCACGAUUAGCUGCCAAACUGCGGGGGUCCAAGACGGCUCCACAUGUCAGCAUCGUACCACAACCCCAGGUAGCUGAUGGUGCAAGUCAUGGAGACGAACCUCUCCAAUACGGGCGCCGAGGGUCAGCCGCUGCUGUGCAACGGCACGGCGAAGGGCCACUCGUGGGCUGCCAAGGACACCACAGAUAGUCCGCUGCACGAGAGCUACCGCGGCAAGCGCCGCGACAAGAAUGGUGACCUGGCAGGAGGAGAUACUAUCAUCUCUAUUCCGUUACCGCCACCGGAGCGGAUAGAGCCUCGUCUGGUCCAGGAAAAAUGGAAGACACUAACGGCCUUCGGCUUCCUCUCUGGCAAUUUGGUACUCAACUUGACGUGCUUAGCUGUCGUUCACGAGCGGGUACCCGAUCGGAGCAAGUACCCGCCCCUCCCGGACAUUUUCUUCGAUCUGUUUCCGCCACUUGACUGGGCACUAGAUGUGUCGGAAAUCAUAAUCAUCAUCAGUAUCUGGUCGACCCUGUUACUGCUCUUCAUUCACCGUUACAGAUGGAUUGUCCUGCAGAGAGUUUUUUUUAUCAUGGGCAUUUUGUACCUCAUGCGCAGCAUCACAAUGUUUGUCACUCAGGUUCCAGUUGCCAGCACUACUUACUACUGUUCACCAAAAGCGAACACUACAAACCCGCUGCUAAUCAUGAAACGGGUGAUUCAAUUACUCAGUGGGUUCGGACUGUCGAUAAACGGGCAGCACACCUUCUGCGGUGACUACAUUUACAGUGGACACACUGUGAUCCUUACGCUGUCCUACCUUGUUGUAAGAGAAUAUUCGCCUCAAAGAUGGAAACUUCUGCACAUAUUCUACCUCCUGCUUAGUAGCGUCGGCAUAAUUAUGGUGCUUCUCUCAAGAGGUCACUACACAGUGGAUGUUGUGCUCGGCUACUACGUGACAUCCAGGGUGUUCUUGAUUUAUCACUCUUUGGCCAAUAAUAAUUCAUUAAAGAUACCAUCUCAAAACAACAAUUUUCUGGCAAGGGUCUGGUGGUUCCCUCUGUUCACUUACUUUGAGAAAAACGUCGGAGGUGUUGUCCCACGUCAGUAUGAGUGGCCUCUUCCUUGGCCACGACGUUGGUUGCCUCGAACUCGGAUAUCCUAGCACAGUGCAGAUGGCUAGGGAAGACAGCAGUGUUUGUGAAUCCACGAUGGUGUGAAAAUACAAAAUACUCAACCUACUAAUGCUGUGGUCACCCGUGUGUGACAAAUACGAGUGACAUGUGUGUGUUGUGGGCCUGGCGGAGGCGGUGCAAGAAGUGGACACAAGCUGUUGGUGCUGGAACCGAACUGCUACGUCCGGAAACUGCGCUCUUUUGUCUUUCACUGAAGCGGCAAUGUUGCGGGGCGUAAUGACAGAGUGACAACAAUGUGUAAAAAUCGAAUUCUCUUAUUUUGCACCUUUAUUUGGUGCAUUCCUCACAGAUGUUUUAUUCUCUGCACUUUCUCUGUACAAAGAUUUUACUGCCGUGAUGCACAUCACUGAAGUUAAUGUUGGCAAAAAAAAAAAAAAUACUGAGGUGUUUUGUUACAUCCUGCUUCAGUUUGUGUGCAUUUUGAAGGCCUUAUUUUGGGGGAGUGCGAAACAUAUCUUAAAAUGCAGUAACCACUGUGUCAAAAUUUGGUGUUCACUAUACCAAUUGAACUGUUCGAAGUGAACGCCAAAUGAGAAAAGAUCUUUGCAGUAAGAGCUUGUGGAUUGUUUUGCCGUAGCACAAACCUUGCACAUAUUAUAUUAGGUAUGUUACAACUACCAUAUCAAUUAUUCUUGUUCUACCAAGUUUUAUGUAUUGCUGUGUGAUACAAAUGGAUAAUUUAUUAAGCACCUGCACACUUUACGCUCUUCAAUAAUUGCAAAAGUGUGCAGCAUUACAAUGCCUUGUUGCAUUUGUACUACAGUUAUUAUGGCAAAAUGUACCACUACAAGCAGGUGUUACCAAUAUUUGUCUGUAUCAAGUAUUACAUUGAAGGAACAAUGUUGUAAAGAAAAAUUAUGUUGUAUAUGUGCUUCGGAAAGAAGGCUUCUGAGAAGCAAACCCCAGAAGAGUUACAAAUCAAAUGUUUUGGCCCUUUAAAACAAUUUAAGUAAUUUCAGAAAAAAAUUUUCUGAGUCCAACAUACUCUAUUCUGAUGUUCACUGAACAUCAGUGUGAUAUAUACUAAGUUUUGCGGAAAUCACAUCAAAUAACUAGCUGUUAAAUUUCCAACUUCAGUUUUGAGGGAAUGCAUCACUAAACCCAGCGCAUUUCAAAGGUGUGUGCCAAUGAAUAUGCAAGCAGCAUGUGUAAAUAAAAUGUGCCAGUCAAUGCAACCGCAGUCCUUACCACAUGUAGCCCACUAGUAACAUUGUUGUGAGGUGAAGCAUAACCCGAAACAAAAACCAAAACCGUGAUUCACUGUGGCAGCGUAGCACAGAUUAAAAGUGCCUAGGUAACUGCUUUUAUGGAAGUCCUUUUCACACACAUUUUUAAAGGACAGUUAAAAAAAACGUUUCCUAACCUAUGCAGUGUAGAACACCAAGAAAUGUGCUACUGUCACUUAUCAAUGACAUAACAUUGCCAUCCACAUUUUAUAAAAUUAUUUUUCACUUUAGAUAGCUGUAUAUACACCAAAAUGACAGGUCGGCACUCAGCUAUGUUUUAACCUGACAAAGGAAAACUCAAAAGCAAGGUUUGUAUUCAUCCCGAAGACGUGUGUAGAUCAGGUUCAAGAUAGGAUAUAUAGUAUUGGAAUCUCCACAAAUCUGCAGCAUUGGUGGUCACCAGAAUCCCAGUGGUGAGUAUAGCCAAGUAUGUCUAUCCUUAUUGCACAGUGAUGUGUUGCCACAGGGGUUUGGAAUAGAUGCUAUUUAUUUAAUAGUCAAAUGUAUAUGUGUAAAAAUCCUACAAAGACUGUUUUUUUAAUAUGUACAGCCAAUAUUAAUUUCAGGUUCAAGCCAGUAUAUCUCAAUGGUUGUGCUUUUGUGUGAAGCAGGGAGGCUGUUACAAACAAAACUGUGUUCCUGGCAUUGUUGCAGCAUGGAUUAUGUAAAAAUUGUUCACAGCAAUGCCUAGUCCUCACACAUGAUAUUGAAGACCUACUCAAAAAUAUGAGCCAACUGUUGCUGCUGUGUGCUUGUCUGUUAGUGUGAUGUACAAAAGUCUUCACCUGUGAUACGAGGCUAACAGCAUAAUUGCAAUCGUACUGUGUCAAACAUGCUUGACAUUUUCGAAGAAUAAAGUAUUUUUUGGGCUUAGCA